Molecule: messenger RNA, 312 nt
Organism: Scutellospora calospora
Lineage: Eukaryota; Fungi; Glomeromycota; Glomeromycetes; Diversisporales; Gigasporaceae
Source: the annotation of a GenBank genome assembly
AUGAUAGUCUUGAGUAUUAUUCCUGGACCAAAUAAACCAAGUAAACAUCAAAUUAAUAACUAUCUUGUACCAAUUGUUGAUGAGUUGGUCAAAUUUUCUAAAGGUAUAAAUAUUCUUGUAAUAUAUGAAUAUAAAGAAGGACAAAAGAUUUAUAUUGCAUUAAUAUUAUCAGUAAAUGAUGUUCCUGCUGCAAGAAAGAUUAGUGGUUAUACAAGUCAUGCUAUAAAAUAUCAUCAGUAUUCAAAAUAUACAAAAUAUGAUAAUAUAUCUAAGAGAAAUCACUACAGCAGUUUUGAUAAUAUAGAUGAAUGA